This is a messenger RNA of Dioscorea cayenensis subsp. rotundata (Guinea yam), 462 nucleotides long. RefSeq lists its product as uncharacterized. Lineage: Eukaryota; Viridiplantae; Streptophyta; Magnoliopsida; Dioscoreales; Dioscoreaceae. The record is from RefSeq and is a predicted model, not a curated record. The transcript has a single exon. The coding region runs from base 1 to 462 and encodes 153 amino acids.
AUGCUAUCGUUAUCGCUCUCUCGUCCAACGAGCUCCCAUUUCCUCUCUCUCCCUCGCCCUCUCAUUCCUCGCCCCGCCGCCAUCAACCAACGGCGUCUCCGCGCCGCCUCAAACGAAGAUGGCAACGAGGCCAUGGAUGACGACUCCAUCGCCGGCGAUCUAGGGUUCGCCGCGUUGGCCGCGCUCAAAUCCGAUCCGCCGCUUGGAUCCUCAGAUAAAGGAGACAGCGCUCAGCUGAGGGGAUCGGAUGUCCUCCGCGCGCUCCAGCGUGCUACCGCUCGGAGAGAGAAGAAGAAGAAGAGAAGGAGGUUUGGGAGGAAGGAGAAGAGCGAUGGCGGUGAGGAGACGUCGGCGAUUGAUGGCUCCGGCGAGGUUCGGCCCAUUAAGAUCCGGAGUGAUUGGGAAUCACGGAUUGAGGAACUUGAGAUACAAGUCCAGCGGCUUCUUUCACUCCAUCACUAG